AUGGAGUUCGCGAGCUCUUCGAGUAGGUUUUCCAAAGAGGAGGACGAGGAGGAAGAGGAGGAGGAGGACGAGGAGGCGUCCCCACGUGAGAUCCCCUUCAUGACAGCGGCGGCUGCGACGACGGCCGACACCGGAGCCGCCGCCUCCUCGUCCUCGGCUUCCGCGGCGGCGGCCUCGGGGUCAGCGUCGGGCUCGGCUGCCGCCCUCCGCUCCAGCGACGGCGCCGGGGCGUCCGGGAGCGGCGUUGGCGGCGGCGGGAGCGACGACGUGGAGGUGAUCGAGAAGGAGCACAUGUUCGACAAGGUGGUGACGCCCAGCGACGUGGGGAAGCUCAACCGGCUGGUGAUCCCGAAGCAGCACGCGGAGAAGUACUUCCCGCUGGACGCGGCGGCCAACGAGAAGGGCCUCCUGCUCAGCUUCGAGGACCGCGCCGGCAAGCUCUGGCGCUUCCGCUACUCCUACUGGAACAGCAGCCAGAGCUACGUCAUGACCAAGGGCUGGAGCCGCUUCGUCAAGGAGAAGCGCCUCGACGCCGGGGACACCGUCUCCUUCUGCCGCGGCGCCGGCGAGGCCGCGAGGGACCGCCUCUUCAUCGACUGGAAGCGCCGCUCCGACUCCCGCGACCCGCACCGGAUGCCGCGACUCCCGCUCCCGAUGGCGCCGGUCGCGUCGCCCUAUGGCCUUGGGCCCUGGGGCGGCGGCGCGGGCGGUUUCUUCAUGCCGCCCCCGCCGCCCGCCACACUCUACGAGCACCACCGCUUCCGCCAGGCAAUCGACUUCCGCAACAUCAAGGCCGCCGCCGCGCCGGCCAGGCAGCUCCUCUUCUUCGGCUCACAAGGCAUGCCCCCGCGCGCGUCCAUGCCGCAGCAGCUGCAGCCGCAGCCGCAGCCGCCGCCGCCUCCGCCACCGCCCCCGCCUCUGCGCAGCAUUAUGAUGGUGCAACCGAGCAGCCCCGCGGUCACGCACGGCCUGCCCAUGGUUCUCGACUCGGUGCCGCUCGUCAACAGCCCAACGGCAGCUGCGAAGCGAGUCCGCCUGUUUGGGGUCAACCUCGACAACCCGCAACCAGGCAGCAGUGCCGAGUCAAGCCAAGACGCCAACGCAUUGUCGCUGAGGAUGCCGGGAUGGCAAAGGCCGGGGCCAUUGAGGUUCUUCGACUCUCCUCAACGCGGCGCCGCCGAGUCAUCUGCAGCCUCGUCGCCGUCGUCAUCAUCGUCCUCUAAGAGAGAAGCGCAUUCGUCAUUGGAUCUCGAUCUGUGA
Miscanthus lutarioriparius is the source of this 1260-nucleotide messenger RNA. Lineage: Eukaryota; Viridiplantae; Streptophyta; Magnoliopsida; Poales; Poaceae. The record is from the annotation of a GenBank genome assembly.